Mesorhabditis belari is the source of this 612-nucleotide messenger RNA. NCBI's taxonomy places the organism in Eukaryota, Metazoa, Nematoda, Chromadorea, Rhabditida, Rhabditidae. The record is from the annotation of a GenBank genome assembly.
AUGAAACAAUUCACUUUGGUUUUCUGUCUUUUGGGAGCCGCCUUCGCUUUGGAAUGUUAUAAUGGCAUGAAAUUCAUUGCCGGCUCGACAAUCGGCGAAUCAACUGUGCAAUGUGGUGACUCGAAAGAGUAUUGUUAUAAUAUUUCUGUGAGAGGGAUGGUGAUCUUGGAUGUGUUGAAAGGUGGAUGCUCGUUUUGGAGGUGUUUGCUCGCACAAGAUCGCUGCAUCACCACACAAUUCCAAGGAUCACCCGCUUCUUUCUGUUGUUGCUCACAGAAUCUCUGCAAUGUCGCUGAUCAACGGGGAAGGGAGUUCCAUAUUGGUAGCGAUCAGCCCUCAUUCGGGGAGCCGAUUCGACCGGAGAUUCACCGAGGAUCCGAGAGUUCUAAUGGAGAUUCGGAUAGAUUCAAUAACAAUAACAAUAACAACAACAACAAUGGCCAAAGCCCGGAUCGAUUCCAGACCGGUGACCCAAGUGGAUCGCCCGGUGGUGGAAAUAUGGGAUCGAACUUUGAUCGUCCACAGAACAUGCAAGCACGCCCGAUGCGGACACGACUUGACAAUGACAAUUCACGGGAAAUGCCACGACAAAAUGGUGAUGAGAUCAUAUUG